Molecule: messenger RNA, 1095 nt
Organism: Diaporthe amygdali
Lineage: Eukaryota; Fungi; Ascomycota; Sordariomycetes; Diaporthales; Diaporthaceae
Product: nucleoside hydrolase
Exons: 1
Coding region: 1-1095 (364 amino acids)
Biological process (GO): purine nucleoside catabolic process
Cellular component (GO): cytosol
Molecular function (GO): purine nucleosidase activity
Source: RefSeq, a predicted model, not a curated record
AUGAAGGCCUCACCAUUCCUUGCCGUGGGCCUGUUCCCCCUCGCCGCCACAGCAAGCCCACACACAACCCACAACAAAAACAACACCAAUUCUCCACCCGAAGUAAUAUUCGACACAGACUUCAACACAAUCGGCGACGAUGGCCAAGCCUUCGCAAUGGCAGCCCAGCUGCACAGCGCAGGGGAAUUAGACCUCCUCGGCAUAAGCAUAGUAACAGGCAACCAAUGGCUAAACCAAGGCGUGUCCGACGCCCUCAAAGCCGUCGAGCGCAUGGGCAUCGCAGACACAGUCGGCGUGUACGCCGGCGCCCCAGCACCAAUCCUGCACACCUACCCAGCCUACCAGCUAGAACGCGCCGCAUUCGGCAACGCAACACGCUACAUCGGCGCCUACACGCACCCAGGCCCGCAGCCCCUAGUCGCCCCGCCCGACGGCUUCGCGACCACCACGGCGGCGCGGCCACAGCACGCGGCGGACUUCAUCAUCGAGACGGUGCGCGCGCACCCGCACGAGGUAUCGCUCCUCGCGCUGGGCCCGCUGACCAACAUCGCGCUGGCGAUAGCGCAAGCCCCGGACAUCGUGCCGCUGGUGCGGCGGCUUGUCAUCAUGGGCGGGCAGGCGUAUGUCCCCGGGAACGCGUACCGGGGCGCGGGGGAGACGAACUGGUGGUUCGACGCCGAGGCGGCGCGGGUGGUGCUGCGGGCUGGGGGGUUCGCGGCGCGGAAAAUCAUUGGGCUGGACGUCACGGACACGGUGGCGAUUUCGAACGAGACGUAUGAUGCCGUUGCGGGGCACACGCCGCCUACGGCUGUUACGAGGCUGUUUGAGGGGAUUGAGCGGUGGCCGUAUGUUUAUGAUACUGUUGCGCUGGCGUCGCUUUAUGAUGAGAGUUUUGACACGGAUGUGCGGGAGUUGUAUGUCGAUGUGGAUUGUGACUUUAGUGCUGAGUAUGGGAAGGGCCUCGUGUGGGAGGAGGAUCCGUACCCGGGGCUUGGGGUCUUGAACGUCUCGUCUGUGGUAUUUGGGAUCGACAAUGCGCGGUUCUUUGAUCUUUAUGUUGACCUACUUACCCGUCCGAUAUCUGGGUCUUCAUAG